UGGCGACAGAAUUAUCAGUGAUCGGUGGAAGCUUAUCCAAGCAUUGCAUAAGCUUAGCUCCGAAUUUUCAAACCAACGCGGACGAAGUGUGAUUUUACAUUCAUUUGUUAAGAUCCUAGUCUCGAACUAGGAAAUCGCAUCGAAUUUUAUUUCCGUAUUGUGAGUAGAGGGAAAAUAACAUUAUAAAAAUGAUGAAGUGUUUGAUUAUUUUGGCAGUGCUGUGUGUUCUGUGUGCAGGAUACUCGAUUCCCAUGCAAAAUGGUUUCAUGUAUUAUCAGCAACCAAUGGCCUACAGGGUUGCUCAUCGCACAGCACAUGGAGUUCACUAUCAAAAUCAGCAGCUGCAAGAAAAUGAUGCAGAAGUUCCUGUUCAAGAUCCCUACGUAGAGCCUGCCGCAUAUCCAUCGGAGCAGUUCCCAGCUGAUGUCGAACCUCAAUUUGAUGUACCAGCUGUCCAUGAAAUCGAGGCUGAUGUACCCUUGGCAGAUGUGGAACCAGUUGCAGCCCCAGCAGUCCCAGCAACAGUGAAUGCCCCAGAAAAGAAGAAGAAGAAAGUGCCCGUUAAGGUCGAUUCGGAUGAAGAGCAAGAUGCCCAAGUCGGACGCCGUAGUUCUGAUGGGGCUGCUGCACCAAGCGUGUAUUUCCCACUCAACUUCGGAAAUACUAAAGGUGGAGCCAUUGCGGUUGCCAACUCGUACAGCACCGGAAAGGAUGGUUCGGCCACCAGUACUGCCACUGCCUACGGAAGUCCUGCUACCGCUGAAUUAAGAAGAACCGCACCUGUCCAGCUGAAGAAGAAGCCUGCUAAACUACGAGCUCGACAGAAUUAGAAUUAUGGGAGUGUAUUUAGCUAGCAGUUCAGUGAUUUAUCGUAAUAAGGUUUAGUUUAUAAAAUUUAUUCCAACUCAACCAUAAUUUAUCAAACAAAACAAUAAUAGUUUUUUUUUUCAUACGAUUUCUGAAAAGUGUACAAUUUGACCAAUAUUUACUAUGUAAAUAAUUCAAAUCGCAAUCAACUCGAACCAAACAAUUGCUCAAAUAAACGUCAUUUUAUACUAGAUA
Aedes aegypti (yellow fever mosquito) is the source of this 1062-nucleotide messenger RNA. RefSeq lists its product as uncharacterized. NCBI's taxonomy places the organism in Eukaryota, Metazoa, Arthropoda, Insecta, Diptera, Culicidae. The record is from RefSeq and is a predicted model, not a curated record. Bases 189 to 830 code for a protein of 213 amino acids. The transcript is spliced from 2 exons.